CUUAAGUUGUUGAAGACGGAUCCUCUCUGUCUAUUUUGAACUCAGAGAGAGUAGAAAAUAUACCUCUUAUCUCCAUAGUUUAAGUUUUUGAAAAUAUUUUUAUACCCAUUGAGCAGUUUUCAAGUAGCAUUGAACCGGAGCGGAAACCUGAUUACAAAGCGUGUUUAGAAUAAUGAUUUUAAUUAAAAUAAUUAAUUACUUUUUUAUAAUAAUUGCAAUAACAUUUACUUUUACUUCAACGAUUAGUGCAAAUACAACAGAUGUUGCGAUUACAACAGAUAUUCCGAUUACGACAGAUAUUGCGAUCGAGACUGAAGCGCCAGAAACUAGUGAGAAUGAACCCGUACGUUCUUCUAUUUUCAUGAUAGCUGAAUGGGACGAUGAUGUUUUUCAUUGGGAACGUGUUAAGUUGUCACACAAGGACCGCUCGUGGCGUCUACCAAAUACAACAUUUCCACUUUCCUAUCAUUUGCAUAUAUCAACUGAAAUACAUCGCCAGAUCUUUGAGUACCAGGGCAAUUGCACGAUUGAAGUAUUAGUUCAAAACGAUACAGACGAAAUUGUGCUGCAUACGCAAAAUUUAAAUAUUUUAAAUAUUUCCAUAACAAAUUUAGCAACAAAUGAGCUGUACGCAAAUACCACAUUUAUUGUUAUUCCUGAUUUACUGAUAAUUAGUCAGAAUUCAAGUUCAGCGACAUUUUUACGUCAUCAGCGUUUGAGCAUUGAGAUACUUUACACUGGCCUUAUCAGAAAUGGCAAUUCUGGCUUUCACAAAUUAACAUACACCGACGAGAACAACCAAACAAUUGUAGGUGCUUCCACACAACUGGAGCCGAUAUAUGCGCGGACUGUGCUACCUUGUUACGAUGAGCCAAGCUUUAAGAGCAACUUCAAUAUACGUAUUACACACGGAAGUAAUUAUACGGCAAUUUCCAAUAUGCCUCAACAGGACUUGAUUGUCGACAGUUUCAACAAUAUGACCACCACUGUAUUUAUGGAGACCCCACCAAUGACCACCUAUGUUUUGGCUUUUGUUAUUUCAAAUUAUGUGCAUAUCUCAAGCACAGAAGGAGGUGUAAAGCAAAAUAUUUAUUUCCCACCAAACUCGAAAGCUGGUGGUUAUAAGGGCUUACAAAAUGCAGCGAAAGCAUUGAAGAGGUUUGGUGAAUUUCUGAAUAUACCUUAUGUGCUACCAAAACUCGAUCACGCAUUGGUGAAAGAGUCAUAUGGCAAGGCUAUGGAAAACUGGGGCCUUAUUACAUAUAGCACAGAAGCAUUUAUGAAAGAUAAUGAAACCGAUAUAGCAAAGAGGUUUACUGCCGAUUAUACCCAAAAUCACGAAUUAGUGCAUCAAUGGUUCGGAAAUUUAGUUUCACCACAGUGGUGGGAUUCUAUUUGGUUAAAUGAGGGCUUCGCUUCAUACUACGCUUACGUUUUAACUGAUAUGAUAUCACCUGAAUAUGAAGCAAUGGAUGCUUUCGACAUUAAUAUUUGCAGAGAAGCAUUAUUUAUUUUAAUUGAUAAGCCGAUGUUAAAUUAUGUUGAGAAACCUUUGGAUAUUAAACAGGCUUUCAGUGGAGUGGUUUACUAUAAAGCGCCUUGCAUCAUACAAAUGUUUAAUUAUGCACUUAAACCAGAAAUUUUUACUAAAGGAAUAUCAGCAUAUUUAAAAAAAUUCUCAUAUGGCAUAGCAAACGAAGACAACCUAUAUGAUGAACUACAAAAUGUGCUCAUUGAUUAUUAUCAGGAACAAAAUAAUAUAUGGAAAUAUAGCAUACAUGAGAUCAUGAAAACUUGGACACAUAGUAAAAGUUAUCCUUUUGUAACUGUUAGCAGAAAUUACACUGACAACACAAUAACUAUACGCCAAACAUCGAUUGUACCCAGCCAAAACGAGCACUGGUGGAUUCCAUUGAAUUUUGCGACUGCUUCUCAGCCUAACUUUGAAGAUGCUACAGCAGACUUUUUCAUGCCACCCGUGCCGGAACUAACAAUUAACUUAAAUGACCUUAAUAUAAAAUUGGAGGAAACUGAUUGGUUCUUGGUAAAUAAAUUAGGUAAAGGAUUUUAUAUAACUCAAUAUGAUGACGAAAAUAUGCGUAGACUGGCGCUCGCGCUCUCUGAGAAUCACGAAAUCAUACAUAGAAGAAAUCGAGCAUUACUUGUUAAAGAUAUUGAGCAGUGGAUUACUAGAGGAAAAAGUUUUGAUGCUAUCAUCAUAUUGCGACUUUUAAAAUACUUAGAAAAAGAAACGGAUCCAUUUGUGUGGUCAUCAUCAAUUGAUCUUAUGUAUCGUCUAUCGAAAGAAGGCCAGCAAUUAUUAGCACCGAUUUAUAAAACUAUUAAACAGCAAAAUAAAUUAACUAUGAAUUUGAGCCAAUAUUUCAUGUUAAACGAUCUUGAUGGAUUAGCCUGCUACUUGGAAUUAAGAGAAUGUUUGAUGGAAUCUAAAAGAAAAAUACUGAGUGCCAUUAAUGGAACCAUUCCUGUUAACGAUAUAAAUGAAAAACUUUGUGAUGGUGCAAAAGUACUUGAAGAUGAUGAAUUUGAAUUGGUGCUGAGUUAUUACAUGGCAGAGAAUCAUAGUUAUUAUAAUUGGAAAUACCUGACUUGCACAAAGAAUCCUACGCAAUUUGAAAGAUUGUUGCAGGAAGCCAGUUAUAUAAAAGCAAACGACAGUCAAUGUGAGAACAAAUUGCAAUUCCUCGGUUCAUUGGCUGGAAAUCGUUUUCGUAAUAGCUUCAAAAUGGAGUUGAGCUUUAACUUAUUAGAUAAACUAAUGCCAGAGUUGCUAAAGACAACUGUUUGUAGUCCAGUAGUCCUUUGUGAGACCUUAUUUUGUGAUGCAAGCACUGUGCCAUCUCAGUUUAAGACACAAUAUAUUAAUUUCUUGGAUCAAUGUCAAAGAGCAAAAGAAGCUGGAACCUUUGAUAGUGAAGAAAUCUUUUAUAUUAAUCCAGACGAUAUUGGUUCGACUGCUAAUGAAAAUAGUGAUAAAGGUGAUUUCAAAAGUGAGGAUAUUGCAAAAGCUUGGGAAGAGGACAACGAAAUUAUAUAAAUUAUUGCAUUACAUACUUUCAUGUUUAUUAGUAAUUAUAGUACAAAACGAAAUGUUCUUAUUAAAUAAUUAAUUAGUUUAAGUCUCUAAAAGCCUGGAAUAUACAGUCACCAAGUUCAUUAGAUGUAUAUAAGAAAAUAUAUUAU
Molecule: messenger RNA, 3204 nt
Organism: Teleopsis dalmanni
Lineage: Eukaryota; Metazoa; Arthropoda; Insecta; Diptera; Diopsidae
Product: endoplasmic reticulum aminopeptidase 2-like
Exons: 7
Coding region: 173-3058 (961 amino acids)
Biological process (GO): peptide catabolic process; proteolysis
Cellular component (GO): cytoplasm
Molecular function (GO): zinc ion binding; peptide binding; metalloaminopeptidase activity
Source: RefSeq, a predicted model, not a curated record